This is a messenger RNA of Pocillopora damicornis (cauliflower coral), 2707 nucleotides long. Its product is annotated as acid-sensing ion channel 1A. Lineage: Eukaryota; Metazoa; Cnidaria; Anthozoa; Scleractinia; Pocilloporidae. Gene Ontology annotation, biological process: sodium ion transmembrane transport. Gene Ontology annotation, molecular function: ligand-gated sodium channel activity. The record is from RefSeq and is a predicted model, not a curated record. Gene Ontology annotation, cellular component: plasma membrane.
CGUCAACCCCCAAACUGACGUAACUAAACAGAGGGAGCGUCAUCUACUCAUGACUCGUGUCUGAAAUAUCCCACCUGAGCCUUUGUAGAGUUCAGCGAGCAUUUUUUAAGGGUUCUUAACGGAACUUUCGUGUUGCCCUGACAAUUUUGAGUGCGAAAUCUCGACCUUCUUUACCAUCACGAGCAACUGAAGCCAGCAGUGACUGAUCAGGCACUAUGGCACGAAGGGUACCUGUGGCUGAAGACAACUUCCCGCUCCCAGGCACUGUGCCUGAACGUGAUCUAUAUCUUCCGAACCGUGAACUUCAAAGUGGCCUUGAACUCAAGAGAAUGAUACCGUUCGAGCCAAAGGAAUCACGUACUUCCUCUCACGACGAAGCCGACAACAAAAAGUUACCAUCGAAUUAUGAAAUAUGGUCUGAUUUUGUGAAUAAUACUUCGCUGCAUGGAAUUCGCUAUGUCUUCUGGAAACGCCCUCUAUGGGCUCGGGUUGGUUGGUUGCUUAUUCUUUUAAUGUUCUCUUCAUAUUUCUGUUUCACUGUGUACAAGUCACUGCAGAAAUACGUCAAACACCCAAUUAACACCGUCAUUACUCAGAGAUACGUGAAUGCAAUGGAUUUCCCAGCUGUCUCAAUUUGUCCCCUCAAUUCUGUCAGUAAAAAAAAGAUAUACGCCUUAGAUGUUGACGCCAAUUUUGCCAAAUAUGGUUUAAACGACAGCGUAUGUGCAGUUACUGAGUCGGCGCGUAACGGGAUGCCAUGUGGAGCAGCCAUGAGUUGCUGCUGCUUAAGUUUCCUGAUAUUCGACGGAGGAAAUCUCGUGCCAAACUGCACAAUACCGUUCGCUCAAAGCCUAAUUGCUGCUCAAAAUACUUCUGGAGAGUUUUUUGAUACUGUUAGAUUUUACAAAAAGUACGGACAGAGUGUUCAAGAAAUGCUUGUGCCUGAGGUUUGUUUUUUUAACGGCGAUGUUAAAAAACAAUGUGGCACAGAUGAUUUUACACCAACCGUCACUGAUUGGGGUUUGUGUCAUACUUUCAACGCGGGUCCGGAGAACAUUAAAAAGGCUGAAAUUGGAGGCCCUGUAGGCGGUUUGAACAUUUUGUUAGACGCACAAAUUGAUGACUAUGCAUUUGCAAGAUUUUCAGAGGGAUUCAGCGUCGUGAUCCAUCAACAAGGAGAGUUUAUUAAUCCUUUGGACGGCAUCAAUGUUUCACCAGGAACAAUGGCAACAAUAAUUUUACAUCAGAAAAGGAUUGUCAACCUUAAGGAGCCGUACGAAACGAAAUGCAAAAACAAGAAAUUGAAAACGAUAAGUAAUUAUACGAUAACGGGAUGCCAGUUUGAAUGUCUCCAAGAAGCCAUCAUCGAAAACUGCCAGUGCCGUUUUGCAACAUAUUCAGCAUCAACCGUCAGACCAUGCGCCAAAUAUGAUGCAAAUUGUAUCCAAGACGUCACAAGCGAACUUGAUGCAACAAAAUGUGAUUGUCCUAAUCCUUGUAAAGAAGUGAGAUACACUACAGAGGUGUAUUACUCUAAGUUCCCGGAUGCUGGAACAGCAAAUUUGCUCCAGCCCAAUGGAGACGGAAGCACAUUGAAGUACUUAAGGGGAAACACAGUUUUUCUUCAGAUUGGUUACAAAUCACUCAGCUAUGAAUUACAUGAGCAGACUGUUGCGUUUGGAAUUGAGGCUCUGUUUGGUGAAAUUGGAGGCAAUAUGGGUCUCUUCCUCGGAGGAAGUCUCAUGACUAUUUUUGAAUUUGCGGAUCUGCUUGUGGCCAUAUAUUAUGUUCGUGCAUUUCGCAGAGAAUACCCAACUUAACCUAGUGACAAAUUAAAACUUAAGAACUCUUCAUUAAAAGCUAAAAACUACGUGCGUCCGACAGUUUAUUCCGGGAAUGAAAGGAGGAAAUUUUUCGCUCACAUGGAGCAUAAAUGAAGAACAUAUAUGGACGCAUCAUGAAAGAGAGUGAAUGUCCUAUGGUAUUAUUAAUAGAACGUAUGGUAUAUAUUCAAUAUCAUAAUGAAAUCAAUCUACUCUGUUUUAAGGAAAUUGUAGCUUACCCGUUGUCUGUAAACUUCAUCCUUGUUCAGUAUCUUUAGUUCUGAGUUACGGGUACGCAUAAAAAACGAAAUUCACUAAAAGACUUACUUAAUUCACCGUGCGUGAUGCAAAUACGGUUUACAUUUUUAAUGCAAGCGGAUAACAAUCUAGUCAUGGCACACGGGUUUUUCAGCAUGAUGUUUGAGCUUUUUCAGAAAUUCUCUUUGAUUUGACCACCAUUCAAAUUCAGAUCAAAUUGGAUCCAAAGUUAAAUCCAUUUUCUGGUAACAGGGAUCAUUUAUAUAACAUUCUCUUUGAACUUACAAGAUAUCGAAUCAAUCUCUGUCACACCCUAACUUGUUGAUAAUGGGGCCAUAUAUCAUGAAUACUGUCAACAUUCAUUGUAUUUACUAGCGUAUAUCCUGAGGUGAUAUCUCUGAAAAAUCAGGUUUUCAUCAUCUAGCGUAUUAACAGCACUAUCAAUUCCUCUUGCCAAACGUGAUCUACUAAAUUACGAAAAAAAAGAAGCAGGUGUAUCUAACAGAAAAUUAGUCUCUACGUAUGACGUAUACUCAAGAUGAUCAACUUGUUUCUCACGUAUAGAGCCAGACAAGUGCUUGAAAUCGUCAUUGUUACGAUUCAGAAUAAAUGGACUUCAUUUCGGA